AUGUCCCUCCUCCGCGUCACUGCGCAGCGCGUCGCCGCCCCCGCCUUUGCGCGCACCUUUUCGGUCUCGGCCGCCCGUGCCGACCUCGUCAAGGACCUGUACGUCAACCAGCUCAAGGCCUACAAGGUCCCCGCCAAGGCCGCCGACGCCCACGCCGGUGCCGUCCGCCAGUUCUCGGCCCCCGCCGCCCCCGUCGUCCCCGCCCUCCCCACCGACCUCGCCGCCGAGCUCUCCAAGUUCGACGCCACCGAGCCCACCCUCGGCGGCUCGGCCCCCGCCGCCAAGGCUGAGGGUGCCGCCGACGGCCAGUCGGCCGAGCAGUACCUCGCCUUCCUUGAGGAGGACCUCCCCAAGAAGGACGCCCACCACUAG
Apiotrichum porosum is the source of this 372-nucleotide messenger RNA. RefSeq lists its product as uncharacterized. Lineage: Eukaryota; Fungi; Basidiomycota; Tremellomycetes; Trichosporonales; Trichosporonaceae. The record is from RefSeq and is a predicted model, not a curated record. The coding region runs from base 1 to 372 and encodes 123 amino acids. Gene Ontology annotation, biological process: proton motive force-driven ATP synthesis. The transcript is spliced from 4 exons.